UACUCGGGCUCGUGGAGCUGUAACUCUGGCGGAAGUAAGAGGGAAAACGAGAGCUAGGAGUUGCCACGUCUGAGGCAAUUAGGUGUUCGCUUCUGGAAAAAAGUGGCAAAAAAGUACACCCAGUUUAUCAGAGUCAUUUUUAAUAGAAACGGGACUGAUUCGUCGUACAUCAGGAUCUGUUUCCGAGCUUGAUACAGCUAUGGUGUCUGUAAUUAACACAGUUGACACAUCCCAUGAGGACAUGAUUCAUGAUGCCCAGAUGGAUUAUUAUGGUACUCGACUUGCCACAUGUUCUUCUGACCGAUCAGUUAAAAUAUUUGAUGUUAAGAAUGGAGGACAGAUCCUCGUAGCAGACUUAAGAGGUCACGAAGGACCAGUAUGGCAAGUAGCAUGGGCUCAUCCAAUGUAUGGCAAUAUACUGUCAUCUUGUUCCUAUGACAGAAAAGUCAUCAUUUGGAAGGAAGAAAAUGGAACUUGGGACAAGAUGUAUGAAUACACUGGGCAUGAUUCUUCAGUAAAUUCUGUUUGUUGGGGACCAUAUGAGUUUGGACUGAUUCUUGCAUGUGGUAGCUCUGAUGGUGCAAUCUCCUUGCUUACCUUUACUGGAGAUGGACAAUGGGAAAUCAAGAAGAUUGCCAAUGCACAUACGAUUGGCUGCAAUGCAGUUAGCUGGGCUCCUGCUGUUGUACCUAGUAGUCUUAUUGACCAGCCGUCUGGACAGAAGCCAAACUACAUCAAAAGAUUUGUCUCUGGAGGUUGCGACAAUCUGGUCAAAUUAUGGAAGGAAGAAGAUGGUCAGUGGAAAGAAGAUCAAAAACUAGAGGCGCACAGUGAUUGGGUUAGAGAUGUAGCUUGGGCUCCUUCAAUAGGUCUUCCUACAAGCACAAUUGCCAGUUGUUCACAGGAUGGCAGAGUAUUUAUCUGGACCUGUGACGAUCCAGCAGGGAAUGCUUGGACAGUUAAGCUUCUACACAAAUUCAAUGAUGUUGUUUGGCAUGUUAGUUGGUCCAUCACUGGUAACAUUCUUGCUGUGUCUGGAGGAGACAACAAGGUAACUUUAUGGAAAGAAUCUGUGGAUGGCCAGUGGGCUUGUAUUAGUGAUGUUAACAAAGGCCAGGGAGCAGUGUCCUCUAUCACAGAAGGUCAGCAGAGUGAGCAGUGAUGAACGGUACUAGAACUGUAUUAUACUGAGCAUCACAUGAAAAAGAAGAAUUUGAUAUAUACCUCCUUGGGAUCAUGGAGCACAAUGUUUACUGUUGAAUCUAAGGCAACAGAGGACUCUUAAGAGGUUUUAUUUUCUAAUCCAAAAGUUUGGAAUUUAAAAAAAUAAGUGAAUAAAAAUGGAAAACAAACUUGUUGAUAAA
Molecule: messenger RNA, 1364 nt
Organism: Polypterus senegalus (gray bichir)
Lineage: Eukaryota; Metazoa; Chordata; Cladistia; Polypteriformes; Polypteridae
Gene: sec13
Product: SEC13 homolog, nuclear pore and COPII coat complex component
Exons: 9
Coding region: 200-1162 (320 amino acids)
Biological process (GO): positive regulation of TOR signaling; COPII-coated vesicle budding; protein import into nucleus
Cellular component (GO): nuclear pore outer ring; COPII vesicle coat
Molecular function (GO): protein binding; structural molecule activity
Source: RefSeq, a predicted model, not a curated record